Messenger RNA from Nerophis lumbriciformis (worm pipefish), 759 nucleotides. The record is from RefSeq and is a predicted model, not a curated record. NCBI's taxonomy places the organism in Eukaryota, Metazoa, Chordata, Actinopteri, Syngnathiformes, Syngnathidae.
AUGGGCAAGCGAGACAAUCGAGUGGCUUAUGUAAAUCCGAUCGCCGCCGCUCGAUCCAGAGGGCCGGUACAGAAUUCCGGACCCACCAUACAGGAUUAUUUAGGCAGACCUCGACCAACAUGGGAAGAAAUAAAAGAGCAACUCGAGAAGAAGAAGAAAGGGUCGCGAGCCUUGGCCGACUUUGAGGACAAAAUGAACGAGAGAUGGAAGAAAGAGCUGGCAAAGAACCGAGAGAAGCUGCUGGGCACGGGCGAAAAGGACAGAGAAAAGGACAAAAAGGCAACAGAGCGAGAAAAAGAGGAGAAGAAAGACAAAAAAGAGAAAAGGGACAGGAAGAAAAGAAGUAGGCAUUCUUCAUCUUCUUCCUCCUCCUCAUCGAGUUCUGAUUCCUCCAGCAGCUCCUCCUCGGAUUCGGAAGAUGAGGUUGAAAAGAAGACUGUGAAGAAGAAGCGGAAAAGAAAGAAGUCAACAGACGUUGACUCGGAUGCUGAAAGAAAGAAGAAAAAGAAAAGAAUUAAGGAAGAAAGCGAUAACAAUAAGGAUGAAAAAAGCCGUAGAAGGAAAAUAAAAAGCGAGCCAAAGUCGUCUACCGAGUCAGAUGGAGAGGAAAUGGCUGACGUCAAGAAGAAAAAGAGAAGUAGUGAGGAACAGGAGAAAAUUCCAGAAAAAUCGAAGAAAAAACGGAAAAAGAAGCACAAGAAGCACGGAAGGAAAAAGAAAAGGAAGGCGCCGUCGCAGUCCGACUCUGAGCUGGACUAG